GGUCACUCUGCACCGCAUAUCUUUAGUGAGAUAAGCGGUAAAGGAUCAAAAUGGCGUCUCUUCUCAGCUUGUGUUUACUUCUACAGGCUACCGUGACAGUGUUUGGAUACCCUAGUACAGACAACAUCAACUUCUACUGUGACAGUACAAUCACUGUCUUCGAUUCCGUGAUCCUGAAGCUAAAGAGUUACUCCUGGCCUAACGACGAUACAUGCUCAGUUACGCUCACGGCAAGCAACUUCUACCACACCAACGCCUACCUCUCUGUGCAGUUCCUCGACAUCGCCCUUCCUGACGGUCUUUCGGGCGACUGCCCCCGCAGUCGUGUGGAUGUCAAGGAUUCAUACGGCACCUUCCUGAGCAGUCAGUCGGGUGUGUGUGGCUACACGACGCCGUUUGAUCAGCCCUGGACAAGCACUGGCGACAGUGUAGUGGUCAGACUCAAACGUCUCCAGUCGGGGCAGACCGGGUCAUUCCGGAUCUUGGUGUCGCAGUUUGCCAAUGGUGUCUGUGACGAAUAUGGCGAAUAUGAGUGUGAUAACGGCCGAUGUGUGGACAGCUCCGUCACUUGUGACGGCUACGACGACUGCACCGACGACUCCGAUGAAACCUCCGGGUGUACCUGGGGAGCAGGAAGCAUCGCCGGUGUUGCUGUCGCCGUCACCUGUACCGUCCUCAUAUUCUUCGGCAUUUCUUUUGCAGUCUAUAGACGAAGAACAUACGGGACUGUGUUUUGGCGUUCCCCCGUUAUGUACGGCGGCCAGACGGUAGUGCAGAACAACAUGGCCCUCACCCCCCAGUACGGAGUGCAGAACCCGGCCCCCGUUUACACCGUGUCGCCCCCUCCAUAUAGCGCUACAUGAUCAACUAAACUCUAUCUUUGCUUUUUGAUGAAUAUGACAUGUUGUAAAUCAAAUAUGUAGAUACAAUACCACCGAAAAUGUAAAGUAAUCGCUUCAUUUUAGCGAGGCUGGUGUUAUAAAACAUGUAAUUAUUUUUUUAAUAGUCGUUUUUAAUCUAGAGACUUCGUGCAAUACUUGAGACAAUUAAUUUUGUAGAAUCACUGAUACAUAUUUAUAUACAUAUUGACAAAAAAAUUCAACAUUUAUUAGUUUUGACUUUCCAUUAUAACGUUUAGUAACAGUGACAAUUUCCCCAUAUCCAAACCAUUCGGAGAAAAUUUCAUUAUUCAGCUUUGUAAAUAUACAUAUAUGCAGGUAUGUUUCUGCUGAAUGGGUAAAUAUAUAUAUAUAUAUAUAUAUAUAUAUAUAUAUGCAGGUAUGUUCCUGCUGAAUGGGUAAAUAUACAUGUACGUUCCUGCUGAAUGGGUGAAUAUACAUAUAUGCAUGUAUGUUCCUGCUGAAUGGGUAAAUAUACAUGUAUGUUCCUGCUGAAUGGGUAAAUAUACAUGUAUGUUCCUGCUGAAUGGGUAAAUAUACAUAUAUAGAUGUAUGUUCCUGCUGAAUAGGUAAAUACACAUGUAUGCAGGUAUGUUCCUGUUGAAUGUGUGACUAGGAAAAGAUUCCCCUUUUCCUGGACACCUGGUUUUAUCACAAGGAAUCCAUUUAUAUUAUUUCAAGAUCCUACUGGGAAAAUAAUCAAGACAGAUUUUUCCAGCGUCGACAUAGCGUCUUUAUGUAACGACGCACAAAUCUGUUCAACAUAGAUAACAUUUUGAUUUGGGGACACUGUUAGUGCAGUUAUCAAAUGGACGCUUUCAAAUGACAUCAUCCGUAUACAAUUAUUGAUAAAUGUCUGGAUUAAUUGGAAUGACUCUUGUGGAAAUAAAAGUAAUAUUGUUUUAA
This is a messenger RNA of Haliotis rubra (blacklip abalone), 1805 nucleotides long. RefSeq lists its product as uncharacterized. Bases 51 to 863 code for a protein of 270 amino acids. Gene Ontology annotation, molecular function: protein binding. The record is from RefSeq and is a predicted model, not a curated record. NCBI's taxonomy places the organism in Eukaryota, Metazoa, Mollusca, Gastropoda, Lepetellida, Haliotidae. The transcript is spliced from 6 exons.